UAAAAUGGUCGUAUAAAAAAAAGAAAGAAAAAGAAACACAUCAUCAAAAACUAGCCAUGGCAGUGAGGAGGAAAGACGCACCAUUUCCUCCAUAGCCAUGAAAUGGGCUCCAACAGGAAGCUACAGGCUCCAUUUCUUUAGCUGCACGUCUGCUGGCAGCCAUCGGCACCAAGUGUCUGAUGAAAUUCUUCAACGAAAUGCAGCCAUGCCCGCGCUUCGCCUCCUCCUGCCAUCUUUGACGGCAGACACAAGUUUUCCGAACACCACAGCCCUUGCGUCUCUGAUCCGCGCUUCCACCGGCUCUUCUUCGCGACGUGAGCACGGCGAGCAGCUGCACGCUUUCUGCAUCAAGACAAGUCGCUCUUCGAACACGUUGGUUGCAAAUGCCCUCAUCGCCAUGUACUCGAAAGCGGGCAGCAUCGAAGCCGCGGAGACCAUCUUCAGUAAGAUGGCAGACAAGGACCGCGUCACUCUCAACACCAUGGUUUCUGUUUAUGAGCAGAAUAAUCAACAUCAAGGAGCUAUUGGCAUUUUCUACCGGAUGUGCUGUACCGAGAACAAGCUUGACGAGUUCGGCUUGUCGAGCGCAUUGCGCUCGUGCGCGAGCAUGCGGGCACUAGGAUUAGGUCGAUCAAUUCACGCCCACUCGUUGAAGCUCAGCUGCCUGCCUAAUCUCUGCAUACAGACUGCUAUUAUCAAGCUGUAUUGCGAAUGCGGAAGCAUCGAGGGCGCAUUGUUGAUGUUCGAGGAAAUGCCUGAAAGAGAUGUUAUCUGCUGGAAUUCAAUCAUUUGCGGUCUUGUCAAGAACGGCAGAGACGUAGAAGCAAUACGUUUCUUCAAGGAAAUGAUAGCCGUCGAUGAUGGAGCUGAUUCUUAUACGUUGGCAGCACUGAUUUCUUCUGCUUAUUGCUUGGAAAAAGUGUCCGCCGGUGACCAGCUGCAUGCUUAUGCUAUAAACACCGGAAUCAUCUCGUCACUGUCAGUGAUGAACGCACUGAUUACCAUGUACGCUAGGUCGGGAAGACUUCAUGAAUCGAAGACGGUGUUCCAGACAAUGCCGGGGAAGAACGUUGUCUCCUGGACGGCAAUGAUCUCUGGUUGCGCACAGCAGGGGCGUGAAGAAGAAGCACUGCAGCUUUUCUCUGACAUGAUGAGAGGUACGAGUGCUGGAGUCAGACCGAAUCAGGUCACCUUUAUGACAGCUUUCGAUUGCUGUGGGAAUUUAGCAACUUUGCUGCAGGGGAACAUGCUGCUUGCUUUAGUGCUGAAACUGGGUUUUGCAUCAAGAGUUGAAGUGCAGAAUUCAAUGCUUAGUUUUUUCUCAGAGUGCGGUCGUAUGGAAGACGCAGAGACGACGUUUAAGACCAUAAGGGAGCCUGACAUUGUGUCCUGGAACUCUCUGAUAAGUGGUUACUGUAAACAGGGUAGAGGCAGUGAAGCUCUCGCGACCUUUGAGAAAAUGCAAAAGAACGGAGUGACCCCAGAUUCUAUUACAUUCAUCUCAUUGUUGUCCGCAUGUAGGCAUGCGGGGUUACUCCACGAAGGCCUUACGUUGUUCGAGAAGAUGAUUUUUCAUUAUGGCAUUGAGCCGCAGAUGGAGCACUUACUCUGUACUGUUAACCUCUUGGCACGCUCUGGCCAGCUUGGUCUAGCAGAUAAAUUUAUCAGGCAAAUUGAUCUCAAGCACCAAGACGUGUCCUUGUGGAGAACUCUUCUUGGUGCUUGCAGGGUUCAUGGCAAUGCAGAAUUUGCUUCAUUGGCAGCAGAAAAGGUUCUUGAAAUGGAGUCCUGCAACUCCGAAGCCUUCGUUGUGCUUUCUAAUAUAUAUGCAGCAAGUGGAAGGUGGGACAUGGCAGGCAAUUUUAGGCGCUUGAUGAAGAACAUGAAUGUCAUCAAGCAGCCAGGAUUUAGUUGGAUUGAGGUUGGAAACAAGGUUCAUUGUUUCGUUAGUGCAAGCCCAAGCCAUCCCAAGAUUAAUGAAAUAUACGCCGCACUAAUAGAGCUUAGUAGCCACAUGAAGCAUUGUGGAGAAUGAUGUAUAUAAGAUUCCUUUUAGAACUGCAGAUUGGUGAACCUGUGUUCAAACAAUAAAGCUGCAAUGGUUUUCUUCCGAGCAAGAAACCAGGCAGUCCUGGGUAACUUCUUGUCUUUCUGUGGAGAGAAGAGAUAAGGAAGUCCCUGAACUAGCAACCAAAUGAUCUUCAAGGUUUGAAUCGUUGAUGUAAAAAUCGGGCUGAAUGAACCUUUUGGAAUCCAAUUGCAGCGGAUCGAAAUCCACCAUUGAUCCAAGCAAUGGGUUCACUCUUUUUAGAAGCCACACAUAAACCUGGUUAGACACCUUGUAAAAUAUACAUACCUACAUAUGAGUGACCCUUCUAGUUACAACUUACAUAUAAAUUAUAGCAGAUGGAUUUCAUAUCGUCCUCAGGUCCGAGUUCCGAGGCUAUCAAACACCACCAUACGUUGUGUUUGGCCAAAAAGUUCUUCAGGGUGCAUAGGUCCUGCUGUGAAAAAUUUGUACAAGCAAAAAAUCAGGAUUCUCAGUUGGUGAUUUACGGCGCAGACAUCCAAGCUUAAUUCCCAGACUUCUUAUGUGAGGAAUCAGUUUGAGAAUAGGACAAGGCAUAUCGGAAUAGUCCAUCUAAAGGCGAGAAGUCUCAUGACGGUGCAAUUCGACUACCUGUGAAAAAAUGCCUUAGAAAUGAACCCGAUAGUUUCAUGGCACUCUUGAGCGUGAGAGGCCACCAUGUGGAAG
Molecule: messenger RNA, 2755 nt
Organism: Nymphaea colorata (pocket water lily)
Lineage: Eukaryota; Viridiplantae; Streptophyta; Magnoliopsida; Nymphaeales; Nymphaeaceae
Product: putative pentatricopeptide repeat-containing protein At3g47840
Exons: 1
Coding region: 98-2035 (645 amino acids)
Biological process (GO): RNA modification
Cellular component (GO): intracellular membrane-bounded organelle
Molecular function (GO): RNA binding; protein binding
Source: RefSeq, a predicted model, not a curated record